CGUACUCACAGGCCUAAAAGCAAUGAGUGUAAGAGCCUAUAUGUGUGGGAAAAUGAGUGAGUGUAUUUGUGAGCACAUGUGUAAAUGUGUUUUUGUGUAUUAGUGUCUAACAAAUAGAUGAAAAUAAUAUGGGUGUCAAAUAAGAAUAUACGACAAAAAAGGAAGACCAAAAAAACCACAUUGGCAAAGUUCAACAAAAUAAACAAAAUGCUGCCAGUUAUUCAUCUGACUAUGUCCUGUAAUUUUUAAGGAAAAACAAAAAAAUCCUUUACACACACAUAUAUUAGCCUUCUAUCACAAAUCAACAACAAGUGUUCAAUUGACCAAACAAAAUAGGGAAAAGAGAAAGCGUUCCGCAACAAUAAAACUAAAACGAGCAAUAAAAGCACAAGCAAAAGUGGAAAAUUAAGCUAAAAAGUUUUUGUUUUUGUAUAUGAAUAUAAAAUGAGUUAAUAAAAUUUCAUAUUAACUGCACAAAAACAAUAUAAAUUUAUUUAUAAAUACGAGUAUUUUGAAAAGGAAUAAAUUAAAUCGCAAUAUGUUGAGUUUCAACAAAAACCGUGAAAAGAAACUAAAAAUUUGUUGGAAUUUAAAUGCGAAAUUGCGUGAUGGCUAGACAUGCCAGGCGUACAUAUAAAGGAUUUUUAUUAAACAUUUUAGGAGGAAAAUUUUUUACAGUUUUUGUAUUUAUGCAAAAUGAAAAAAUAAUUUUUUUUUUGUUAACUAGCAGAGACUAGUCACACCCACUUAAUUUGGGGGAGUUAAGUUAAAUAUUCCCACAUACUUACUAAAACCCAAAUAAACAAAAGUCUGAGUUAGGCACUAUGAUUUGGAAAAAAUAAGCAUUUGAUUAAAUUAAAAACCAGCCAACCAAUGAUAGAAAAAAAAACAGCCUGCAAUAGUAAAACGCAUAAAUAAGGAUAUAAAAGAACUAUAACAAAGCACUUCCUAAACCUCCUUCCUUUUUGGCAAUUAAAAAAAAAAACGAAGGAAAUAACUGAAAUACUUGCUCAAAUUGUAAACAAUAAAAAGCAACAACAAUCUAAAAAACAAAAACAAAAUAAAAAACUGUCUUCAAACAACCAAACUAUGACGUCAUCAUAAUACUCAAUACUAAAAGAUAUCAAGCAAAGAGAAAGGAAAUCACACAAACGGAAAUACUCACUCAUACAUAUAAAAAAAGCCUCUCUGUACUGCAGAAAAAGUUUUGGCAACUAUUUGAAAAUAACGGAAUAUGUGUGCUUAAAACAUGAAUUCUCUACACACAAUUGCUCAAAUAAAUUGGGAGAAUUUUUAAUCUAACUCACACACACACACACAAAGACACUCACAAUACAGAAAGUAGUUACACUCAGUUUUGUUUGAAAGAAUUCCAAACAACUAACGUUUAAAACUAUUUUCCUACAAUUACUUCUCUACUAGAGCUGAUUUAAUAACCAAGCAACAACAAUAUACAAAAAACAACAAAAGUCUGCAGUUUUUUGUUCUCCUUUUUCGUGGCUACGUCAGCAUUAACAAACUUCUACUAUAACAAAUACUAUCAGCAAUACACACAUACCCCUCUUUAACACAUCCCUUAUAUCCGGUUUUUAGAUUUUUGUUUAUUUUGUUUCCCCCCUCAAACAUUGAUGUGUCAUCAUUAUCACUCAUAACGUCAUUAUUACGUUGAGUUCUUGCAAAUAACCAUUCAAAAAAAAAAACCAACAAAAGCCUAUUAACCCCACAAAAACAACUACUGCCACCCUCAGCUGCUGCUGUCAUAAUUGUUAGUGUUAAAAGGAGCAACGGAGAAAAAAAAACUAAGGAAACUAACUAGUAAACAAAUACUAACAUUAUAAUUUGUUUAUUUGUGUUAGUUUAUUAACGUUUCACCAUAACUGUAAAAUUAAACAAAUCCAACAAUGUCAGAAAAUUUACCUUCAACUUCAACAGCUCGCAUCCACUACAGCGACGAAGUUCUGCUAAGCGAUGAAUAUCGUGCCGAAUAUAGACGUCAGGAAUUCGCUAGCAAAGAAUCCAUCAAUGUAACACCCUCCGCCUCGCCACACGGUUCACCACAGUCACGCCAAAGAUUAGGACAGCAUUUAAGUAAAUCGGCUUCCGAAUUGAAUGGUCGUCAGGAAUCACCACAGGUCUCACCAAAACGAGCUAAAAGUGCUGCAGCUCCACACACGAGUGGUAGCUCUGGUUCGGGCGUAUUUCAAAAGACUCAUGGCUUUUUUAAUAAUCUCAAACAUCGUUGGGGUCGGGCUAAAAGUAAAGAUCGUGUAGGCCGUAAAUCACCUAGUGAUUUUCUCGAAGAGAGUACUGACUAUGCAGCCGAUUACAGUUCGGAGAGUAGUUCGGUUACUCAGAGUCCGCGACAUCGUUCGAAAACUAUAGGUGGUUCACCGUUGGCCAAAGAAUUUAAGGCCACCGCUAAAAUGGCUCAAGUGAUACAAAGAUUUGGUGGCUCUAUGGAGGGGCGUAUAGAUGAGGAUCCCGAAAAUGGUGCCAUAGGUUCAGAUUGUCAAGUGACCUCUAUGCAACUGGAACAACUGCAGGCUGAUGAAAUGCGCCGCAAAAAGGAGGCGCAAUUACGUCAAUACGUCUUUUUUCAAUUACGUGUUCAUCUCAAGAGUGGCAGUGAUUUAGUGGCCAUGGACAAAAAUGGUUUAAGUGAUCCUUAUGUUAAAUUUAAAAUGGGUGGCAGACUAUUGCACAAAUCACGUACAAUACAUCGAGAUUUAAAUCCUGUGUGGGAUGAAGUAUUUGUGGUGCCCAUAGAAGAUCCCUUUGAGCCAGUUGUAGUAAAGGUCUUUGAUUACGAUUGGGGUUUACAGGAUGAUUUCAUGGGUUCAGCAAAAAUUGAUUUAACACAAUUGGAAUUGGGUAAAGCGGAGGAUAUUAAUUUGACAUUGAAUGAUAUCAAUCAUCCAGAACGACAAAUGGGCGAAAUAUUAAUUAACUUAACAUUAUGGCCACGUUCACAAGAGGAUAAGGAAAUGGUAAGUCAUUUCCAACGUAAUUCCAAAUUGGCUGAAUCAUCGAAACGUUUAAAGUCUCAAAUCUGGAGUUCAGUGGUCACAAUUUUAUUGGUUAAAUCCAAAGGUUUACCUUUAGGAGAAGAUGGCAAUAAACUUAAUGAUAUCCAUAUCAAAUUUAGACUGGGCAAUGAAAAAUACAAAAGUAAAUCCUCUUGGACCGAACGCUGGCUAGAGCAAUUCGAUUUGCAUCUCUUCGAUGAAGAUCAAAAUUUAGAGAUUUCUCUAUGGAAUCGUAAUACUUUAUAUGGCAAGGCUUCCAUUGAUCUCAGUGUUUUUCAGCGUGAAACUACACAUGGUAUUUGGAAACCCUUUGAAGACUGUCCCGGUGAAGUGUUUCUUAUGUUGACCAUAAGUGGCACUACCGCUUUAGAAACUAUAAGUGAUUUGAAGGCUUUCAAAGAAGAUCCUCGUGAACUGCAGGUGUUACAUAAUCGUUAUCGUUGGCAUCGUUGUUUUCAAAAUUUACGCGAUGUUGGUCAUUUAACGGUGAAAGUUUUCGGUGCUCAAGGUUUGGCUGCUGCGGAUAUAGGUGGCAAAUCGGAUCCAUUUUGUGUGCUAGAAUUGGGCAAUGCUAGACUGCAGACACAAACGGAAUAUAAGACUUUAACGCCCACAUGGAAUAAAAUAUUUACUUUCAACGUCAAAGACAUAACCCAGGUAUUAGAAAUAACUGUUUACGACGAAGAUCGGGACCAUAGAGUAGAAUUUUUGGGUAAACUUGUUAUACCUCUGUUGCGUAUUAAAAACGGUGUCAAGCGGUGGUAUACAUUAAAAGACAAAAAUCUGUGCAGUCGAGCCAAAGGCAUGUCACCACAGAUUUUAUUAGAAAUGAAUGUGGUAUGGAAUGAAAUACGGGCCGUGUGUAGAGUUCUACAGCCGAAAGAGGAGAAAUUAAUACAACAGGAGGCAAAAUUUAAAAGACAACUAUUCCUACGUAAUGUCAAUAGACUGAAAGAUAUAAUAAUGAAUAUUUUCGAUGCUGCUAGAUAUAUACAAUCUUGUUUCGAAUGGGAAAAUCCCUUAAGAUCGGCCAUAGCUUUUACUUUAUGGGUGCUGGCGUGUAUAUAUGGUAAUCUGGAAACUAUACCUUUAGUAUUACUGCUGAUCAUACUCAAAAAAUGGCUAAUACGAAUGAUAACAGGACAGUCGGAUACUGGAGCUGGUAAUUAUGAUUAUGACUACGAUGAAGACGACGAAGAUGAUAAAGAAAAGGAAGAGAAAAAAUCGAUUAAAGAGCGUUUACAAGCUAUACAGGAAGUAUCACAGACUGUGCAAAAUACCAUAGGUUAUUUGGCCUCAUUAGGAGAGAGUACUAAGAAUACCUUUAAUUUUUCCGUCCCUGAAUUAACCUGGCUGGCAGUAGUUUUACUAGUUGGUGCCAUUAUAGUCUUACAUUUUAUACCCAUACGUUUUCUAUUGUUAUUUUGGGGCAUUAUGAAAUUUACCCGUAGAAUACUCAGACCAAAUACUAUACCCAAUAAUGAGUUGCUGGACUUUUUAUCGAGAAUACCAGAUGAUGAGGAAAUUAACCAAUAUCGUGAGUUACCACCCACUACAGCUGCUGAGGCUGCUCGAAAUAAUCCCAAAAAGAAAUUCAAAGCAUCAUAGUCCAUAGCGAGUACGGAUGAGGCCGAUAUAAUAAUGGAUUUGUAUGGAGCUCGUGAGACAUCGACAACGAGCAAAUCAAUGGCCGUUUUGCCGCAACAUGUUGUCAAUAUAUCGCAACGUUCGAUGCGUAAUGUAUCGAACAUGUUAAAGGCCGGCACCGAUAAUAUACGCAUGACGACCGCAUUUAAGAAAAUGAAACAAAAGUACGCAUAAAUCCGAUACAUGACAAAUUAGUUUAAAUUUAGGAAUACAUAUUAAUUUUUUUCUAUAUUUUUUUCUUAAAUAUUUCGUAUGGUUUUUUUUUACAAAAAAUUUUGAUGUUACAAAAAAAUUGAUAAAAUCUUAGUAAUAGUUAUAAAAUAUAAUAAUUCUUUUUUUUAUGAAAAUAAUAAUUGUUAUAAUUAUAAAGUUUUCUCCAUUUACAUUAAAAAACAUUACUUUGCACUUUUUUAAACUAAAUUAAAAAAAAAAAAAUAUUAUGUAUAAUACACCUCAUUUUGUAAACAUUUUGAAAAAUUAGAAAAUCUAGUUAGUUGAAAUUAACUUUAAAUAUUAUAACCAGCAAAAAAUUCUCUAGAAUUUUAAAGAUAAAUCUUAAUGUCAAAAUGAAUAUAGCACAAUUAUGUUAAAAUAUUAUACUUUUAAAUUAAAACUGAUCACAUCAAGUCAAACAGCAUUAGUUCUGAAAUCAAUGACAUCAUUUUCAAUGUUCGAAAUUAUCUUCUUCGAAACUCUUUCUAUAUAAGCAAAUUUUUAUUGGUUAAUUCCAUAAUUUGAUAAAAGACUAGUACCAAACAACUGGUUCAUAGAAACCCCUUUGGAACCCAGAUCCCAGAUCUAAAACCGACACAAACAGCUUUUCGUAUAUCAGUAUUUUUUGUUCAUAUAUAGAAGUGGUCCAAUAUUCUAUUUGCAAAUUCGACCCUAGUCGAAUUAUUGAUUAAAUAGAAAACAUAUGUAUCUGUAUAAUGAAAGUCUUAAGUCACAGGAGUUAUAGAAUAGCUAAGUCCACUGAGCUGGAAAAAAUUUCCCACAACUAAGUAUUGGGAUAAGACAAAGAGUCAAUGCAUCCGAAAAAAACAGUAAUUUCCUCUAACGUCUUACCAUCUGGUUGGCUCUAAUACAUCUUUAGUCACGAAUUGCCUCUUUGUAAAAGUCACUAUAGUGUUGUAAGCGAUAGCGGAGACAAUCUUCAUUUUAUUGCCUCCAAGUAAUCUGGAGAGUAGACUCUUAAAAAACAAACUUAAAAACAAAGGUUUUUGACAUACAUUGACUACUUUGAAGUAGCUUUUUGACUUUCUCUUUGUAGUCUAUGAAGUAAGCAUUGAAAUAGCUAGUGCAGGGGGACAGUCCAGAAUAAGGACAAUUACGAAGCGAUCGUUAUAUCGAAUUAUAUUUCAACAGCAAGAUCUACAUUUUAAAAUUGCUGAAGAUUUCCUGAAACAAUGAAGAAAUAGCUAUCUGAACUCUUUUGGAUAAGUUUUGCUAGGACCAAUAGGUGAAAAGUUACAAUGAUUUGAAUAAAACCCUGUAAGACCAAAAUGUUCAACUUUGUACCCCCUCUAAGCCCAGUAGUUCUGGACCGAUAGAGCAAAACAUUUGUGUCUGACCUACUAUCGAAUAGUACUAACCUUGGUGUUAAUUUCAUUAGAAUCGCUUUUUUGAGUUGGGUCACUUCACAUGAAAUUGCCCAUAUGUAUAGAAAGUAAAAAUUAUUGUAGAUAAAAUCUUACUUUCGAAAGGUUCGCAUGAGAGUUGUUAAAUCAGCUGAAAAUAUUUACAUACCCGAUCGGUCUAUUGAUUAGUAUAUGCACUACUCUACAUCAUCUAUGAAUAUGUUAUUGGAAUAAUCUGUGAAUAAUAUGAGCGAGACUAUAUGCGAGUCUUUAGACUAGUCUAAAAACAACUCUACUGAAAAGUUUCUGAACUUGUUCAUUAGUCUUUCGACUUUGUACCACGAACUAUUAAAUGGUUAAUAAACUAGUCAAUGGACUAGUCUAUUACUGCUUUAUGAAUUAUGCCAUUGAUUUGUCUAUGGACUAGUCUGUGCACUAGUCUAAGUGACAGUCUAUUAACUAGUUAAUGGACUAAUCUAUAGAAAAGCCUAUAGAAGGGUCUAGUCUAAGGACUAAUCCAUUAAAUAGUCAGUAACUAGUCAAUGGACUGGUCUAUUACUGCUUUAUGAAUUAUGCAAUUGAUUUGUCUAUGGACUAGUCUGUGCACUAGUCUAAGUGCCAGUCUAUUAACUAGUGAAUGGACUAAUCUAUAGAAAAGCCUAUAGAAGGGUCUAGUUUAAGGACUAAUCCAUUAAAUAGUCAGUAACUAUUAAUGGACUAGUCUAUUAACAAAUCAGUGGACUAGUUUGUUAGCUACCAAAAAAAACUACGUUUCUCCCAAUUCAUAGUCUUUCGACUUUGAAUCAUGGACUAUUAAAUCCUCAGUAAACUAUUCUAUGGACUAGUCUAUUACUGGUCUAUGAACUAUGCCAUUGACUUGUCUAUGGACUAGUCUGUGCACUAGCCUAAGUAAUAUCCUAUUGGCUAGUCAAUGGACUAAUUUAUAGAAAAGCCUAUGGAGUAGCCUUUGAACUAGUCUAUUGACAUUUUAUGUACUAGUUAAUGGACUAAUCUAUAGACAAGUCUGAAAGGAUUUGUUCAUUAGUUUAUCGACUUUAAACCAUGGACUAUUAAAUGGUCGGUUACUGGUCUAUGAACUAUGCCAUUGGCUUGUCUAUGGACUAUUCUGUGCACUAGUCUAAGUAAUAGUCUAUUGACUAAUCUAUAGAAAAGCCUGUGGUAUAGUCUUUGAACUAGUCUAUUGAAGGGUCUAAAGACUAGUCUGUUAAAUAGUCACUAACUAGUUAGGUCAAUGGACUAGUCUAUUAACAAAUCUGUGGACCAGUUUGUUAGCUACCUUGUCUAGUCUGAGUUAAGUUUUAUGUAAUAGUCUAUUGACUUUAAUCGACUAAUCUAUAGAAAGAUCUGAAAGGACUUGUUCAUUAGUUUUUCGACUAUGAACCAUGGACUAUUAAAUGGUCAGUAAACUGGUUAAUGGACUAGACUAUUACUGAUCUAUGAACUAUGCCAUUGACUUAUCUAUGGACUAGUCUGUGCACUAGUCUAAGUAAUAGUCUCAUUGGACUUAUCUGUAGAAAAGCUUGCGGAGUUAUCUUUGAGGGGUAAAUUUUUUAUAGAUUAAAUAUUAGUGGUCUAUGGACUAGUUAUUUGUCUAGUAUAUUAUCCAGCCCCUUAUUCAUAAAGAUAUUAAAAGCUUACUUUAGGUAUAUUAAGCACAUGUUCCAUACAAAAUUCCCAUAAUGAACCAUACACAACUUUAAAAAGCUUUUAUAAGUAUGGGGGCUAUUCUAUAGUCCAGUUUAUUGACUGAUUUCUUGAAAGCAAGACUAUAGGUUAGACUCUUUACUAAUAUAUUGUCGUGUCUAAGUAUGUGUCAUUCUAUGAACUAAUCAAUAGUAUAUUAACAUGUUUAUGGACUAGUCUGUGGAGUAGAAGUUCAAAUCAAAAGGUAAAUUGAUAUCGCACAAAAGUAUAAAAGUCUCCACAUUAUAGAAGAAAUAUGUAUAUCUGAAAUUUCGACUAUUCAUAUAAAUCCAAAAUAUAGAAGAAAUUCCUUAAUGACAAAUAAGUUUAUUUUGUUUACUAGUAAAUCUAUAGAUCCUAAUAAAUAUCUUGAAAAAUAUAGAAGACAUCUUAGUUAAAUCUUAGUUUUAAAGCUUUUAAAUUUAGAUAGAAAUGUUUAGUAGAAGCUAUUUAAUAUCAGUUUAAUAUAUAUUCUACCCUCCGAACUAAGUCAAUCUAAUACCAAUAAAAUAAAUAAACAUAUUUUGAAUUUUUUGCUGGGUUCUAAAACUAAUCAAAAAAAGUAACAUUAAACUAAACUCUACUUAAACAGAUAUUAAAUUUAUAACUUGAAUUAACUAAAAGUUUUAAUUAUUAAAGAAAGCUUUUUAUUAGCAUAUACUUUUAAAGGUUAUAUACUUUCAACUUGUGUUACAUAAUUAUAGAAAAUCUUAACCGAAGUUUAAUCGAAAAAGACCCAACCUAUUAAACUGUUUAUAAAGAGAUAAAUUUAAUGAUUUUAAUAUUUUUUUGAAAAUUAAAUUUCUUUAAUUAAGUAGCCUUUAGUAAUUUAUAGAAAAAUUAAAAAAAACUCCUAAUUGCCCUCCA
This is a messenger RNA of Lucilia sericata (common green bottle fly), 8821 nucleotides long. It is a transcript of the gene Mctp, whose product is annotated as multiple C2 and transmembrane domain-containing protein. The transcript has 14 exons. Bases 1902 to 4634 code for a protein of 910 amino acids. NCBI's taxonomy places the organism in Eukaryota, Metazoa, Arthropoda, Insecta, Diptera, Calliphoridae. The record is from RefSeq and is a predicted model, not a curated record. Gene Ontology annotation, cellular component: synaptic vesicle membrane. Gene Ontology annotation, biological process: regulation of neurotransmitter secretion. Gene Ontology annotation, molecular function: calcium ion binding.